Colletotrichum acutatum is the source of this 459-nucleotide messenger RNA. RefSeq lists its product as uncharacterized. Bases 1 to 459 code for a protein of 152 amino acids. Lineage: Eukaryota; Fungi; Ascomycota; Sordariomycetes; Glomerellales; Glomerellaceae. The record is from RefSeq and is a predicted model, not a curated record. The transcript is spliced from 2 exons.
AUGACCGCCAUUGACCAUGGCGUUACGCAUUUAGUUCUGGGAAGAGGCUCUCUCACUGGCAAUUGCUCCUCGUUAUCGAUGCCCAUCUCAACGGGGCUCUCCCACGCAUCCAGGAGUAGGUUUCUGCCAAAUAUGACAUGGUACCCAACUUUGAUUCAGGAAAGCUAUCAAGGUCUCAAUGCACACCGCAUUUCACAACGUGGCAGUACUCUAUGGCUUCCUCCCAGGCCGUUUGCCGGCAAACACCACACCGGAAUGCAAUGCCACCCUACGCUCGAGUCAGUCGUCUACAUAACGCUGUACGCCUUCCACGAAAGCCGGGGUAAGGGUGGUCCCAGCAGCCCUUCGCCUGCCCAAUGCACCUGGAAGCAGUCACAGACUCCCGAACCCGUCCUUCAACAGCUGAGAGCAGCAGCACAUCAGACUCUCGUCACUUUGAUCUGGUUGAGGGAGCUCUGA